Xenia sp. Carnegie-2017 is the source of this 1530-nucleotide messenger RNA. Its product is annotated as gamma-glutamyl hydrolase-like. The record is from RefSeq and is a predicted model, not a curated record. The transcript has a single exon. Gene Ontology annotation, biological process: tetrahydrofolylpolyglutamate metabolic process. Gene Ontology annotation, molecular function: gamma-glutamyl-peptidase activity. Gene Ontology annotation, cellular component: vacuole. The coding region runs from base 87 to 1064 and encodes 325 amino acids. Lineage: Eukaryota; Metazoa; Cnidaria; Anthozoa; Malacalcyonacea; Xeniidae.
AUUAAAAUUCCAGAUAAACUUUAUCAAGCACAACUUCGCUCGAUAUUGUGUUUGUGGGAUAUUUCCCUGAACCUUUUCGAGAAAACAUGGCCAGUCACACCGAAGUAUUUCUUUUUUUUUUACUUAUGACUGCAUUUACUAUUGUCAAUAAUGUGGAAAGUCAUAAAAGGAAGAUUCGAACCAACAGACCCAUCAUUGGAAUAUUGACUCAAACAACGUACCUAACGCCUAUCAAAUAUCUGGGACAUACUUUCAUAUACGCUUCCUAUGUGAAGUUUCUGGAAUCAGCUGGAGCUCGUGUGGUUCCGAUCUUUCAUAACCGCACAAGAAAUCAGACUCACAAUUUAUGCAAAUCAAUCAAUGGUGCUUUACUGCCUGGGGAAGUUUCCAAUUUAACUGAAUCAUUAUAUGCGCUGGUAGCAAGAGACAUAUUUGAUUUUGCCGUGGAGACAUACGAUAAUGGAGGUUAUUUUCCAAUAAUGGGAAUAGGUCUUGGUCAUCAAAUGUUUGCCACAAUGUUUGAUAUCGUAAAUAAAGAUCUUCGAUUGCCCACAAACGGACCAAACAUUACAGAACCAUUAAACAUUCCACGCCAUUAUCGUCAAACUAAAAUGUUUAGUAAACUACCAAAAAAGCUGGCAAAAGAUUCGAAAAAGAUAAUUCUCUCCGGCCAUUUUCGUGAAUACAGUCUUCCGGUUGAAUUAUUCCAAAAUACCGCAAAUUUCAGCACAUUUUUCAGAAUCGUAACCUCCAAUGUCAAUAUGUAUGGAGAAGAAUUCAUAUCCACAAUGGAAGCAAAGGUAUAUCCGUUUUAUUCAAUGCAAUGGCACCCAGAAAAGUUUCAGUUUGAAUGGAACUCAGACGAAUACGUCCCGCACUCGUCCGCAGCUAUUCAAUUAAGUCAAUAUAUUUCAAAUUUCUUUGUGAACGAGGCAAAGUAUAGCAAACACAAAUUCCCAUCCAUGGAGGAAGAAAAUGAUGCUUUGAUAUAUAACUACAGUCCAACGUUUAUGUUGCCCCUUAACGAAAGUUCGAGUGCAGUCCAAAUUUACUUUCUGAAUUGACAUGAAUAAGAGAGGCUAAACCAAAGGUCAUUUUAAGGCCUCCCGUUUUCCAUAAUGUGCAAUUCUUUUUAAAAAAUGUGUGGUUCUAAAAUCUAAAUUGGGAGCUCCAAGCUUUGACUUUGGAGAAAGUGCGUAGAAUCCCUAACCCGAAGGUAAAAACGCCAAAACAUUUAAUCCUUAUUAUCUUGUAAAGUAAACGCAUAAAUUUAUUUUGUGUGAAAUUCAGCUCUAGACAGAAUAGCCAAUUUAGCCCCAUUAUCUCAUCAAAUCGGCAAUGGCUAAGAAGCAGCCCCUUGCCAUGGAAAGAAAUGAAAUUACUGAAAGCUUACAAUAAACAAGACUCGUAUAAUAUACGUAAGCACAUAAGUGCUUAACACCUUCAUUAAUAUACUUUACAUGCACAUAUUUUUAUCUCACUCAAAUUAAACUUCACAAAAAAGAAUUGAAAUAAAACAUAAUCUAUAUA